This is a messenger RNA of Lactuca saligna, 417 nucleotides long. Lineage: Eukaryota; Viridiplantae; Streptophyta; Magnoliopsida; Asterales; Asteraceae. The record is from the annotation of a GenBank genome assembly.
AUGGACCUCUCUCUUGCUCCCAAGAAAUUCGAAAACUCUACUCUUUUAAUUGAUUCCAUUCCGGUGGCGGAGUUCCAAAGCCAACAACUCGCAGUUCAUCCACCGGGAGCCCUAACCAUCUCCCGAGAGCUUCUCGACGCAUCCAUUGUUGUAGAAGCAACAAGCAUGAUUUCAUGUUGGGGUGAGGAUAAAACAGAAUUGGGGAAACGCGUUGGGAGGAUUUACGAAUCUGUGAUGGAAGAUGUGCUCCGUUGGGCUACAUGUUCAGUUGAGAUUUUCUUCUCACGUAAUAAUGCUCUAUUAGCAAGCUCGAGCAUGAAGAUUUUACAAAGAGUCGCUAACCAUAAUGUAGCCAUGUAUCCCUUCAUUUUCAUCUUACUCAUCGAAUAUUGCUUCCCUCUCCUGAUUUGCACAUGA